This is a messenger RNA of Anoplophora glabripennis (Asian longhorned beetle), 609 nucleotides long. RefSeq lists its product as uncharacterized. Gene Ontology annotation, molecular function: nucleic acid binding. Lineage: Eukaryota; Metazoa; Arthropoda; Insecta; Coleoptera; Cerambycidae. The transcript has a single exon. Bases 1 to 609 code for a protein of 202 amino acids. The record is from RefSeq and is a predicted model, not a curated record.
AUGGCGCGGUCGUACGACUGUAAGAUAAUAUUCAAUGCCAGUUAUAGUCCGCACGUGAACCCGACAGAGAGGAUUAACCGUGUAAUAGGCACUAUGAUUAGGACGUAUGUAGAUAAGAAUCAACGCGAUUGGGACAAAAACCUUCCUAAAUUAGGUUUUGCUUUAAGAACGGCCGUACACGAGAUAACGGGGUACAGUCCCGCAUACUUAAAUUUUGGUUGGCAGCCGUGUAUAUCCGGAAGAAUGCAUGCCGUAGAAAAUGCCGACGGGACAAUUGCUUUCGAUGAAAGAAGGUUACUUGCUGAACACGGUGAUAAUAUGCGUGACGUAUUUAAGACUGUGCAAGAGCGUCUCGCUACGUUCUAUAGGGAAAGCGCGGAUAGGUAUAACCUCAGACAUAGGCCUUUGUCCUUACAAGUAGGGCAGACGGUUUGGAAGAAGAAUUACACGUUGUCCGAUAAAGCGGAUUAUUACGCCGCUAAGUUAGCUCCUAAGUUUAUAAAAUGUACCGUCGUCCGUAAAAUUUCUACGAAUGUAUAUGAGUUGGUGAAUAUCGGGACGCAUCGCUCAUUAGGUAAUGUACAUAUUAAAGAUAUUAAAAUAGAUUAA